UGUAUGCAAUGCAUAAAUGCGUGUGUUGGGUUGUGCAGGACCUGUGCCGGGGCUGGUGUUAGUUGCCCUGAAGAUUUGGUAUGCAACGCAGAGGUCGCUACGGCUUGGCUGCUGUCACAGUAGUAGUACUGUCGUUGACAGAGAUCAUCAUGGCGGAGACUGGACGGUGCCUGAUGUCUGCGGCUAGGACACACUCAACAAGGCAGGGCAGAGCAGCAGCGUUUGCGUUCUCUUCAGGAGUAUCACCCAGUUCAUCAACGGACGCACAACGUCGCCACGUUAGAUUAAGACAGGGGCCUGUCCACUCUGCGCCUUGGCGUCUCUUGAACCCCCACUGCUGCUUUAGCAGCAGGAGUAUCAGCGACAAUGCGGGUGGCGGCGGAGCUUUUCCACCAGCAACUUCAAAGUGGUCCUCCUCGCGAGGUCGAGAUCUCCACCUCGGCAAGAUUGGCAGCAGCAGCGGUGGUGGUGCGCCGGGGUACGGGAAUAGGGCGAGGUGCGGGCAAGCGUGGAGCUUGUCGUCCACGUCUCAAUCGGCAGGCGAGCAGGAGGGAGCGUCUCCCACUGCUACUACUGCAGCAACUACAACAACUGCCAGCACGCGGCCAGGUCAAGUUGCGGAACCAGGGAUGGUCUACUUCGUGUCGACGCCGAUAGGCAACCUGGAAGACAUCACGCUGAGGGCGAUGAACAUCCUUAGAACGGCGGACGUGAUUGCCGCCGAGGAUACGAGAACGACCGGCAGUCUGCUCAAGCUGCUCGGGGUGGAGAGGAAGGGCAGGCUGGUAAGCCACCACGACCACAACACGAAGCGGCGCGUGCCCGAGAUCGUGGAAGCCGCGAGGGGGGGAAAGUCGGUGGCAGUCGUGAGCGAUGCGGGGACCCCGGGCAUCUCUGAUCCCGGCAUGGAGCUUGCCGCGGCGUGCGCGGCGGAGGGGCUUCGCGUAGUUCCCGUCCCAGGUGCCUGCGCCGCGGUCGCCGCCGUGAGCGUGGCCGGGUUUCCGUCCCAUGAGUUCGUCUUCUUCGGGUUCGUGAGCGGGAAGAGGGGCUCCGCGGUUCGACGGCGAAAGCUGGCGGAGAUCGCGCAGGAACCCCGGACGUGCAUCAUGUACGAGUCCCCCCACCGCAUCGCCGACACUCUCGGGGGACUGCUGAAGGCGUCCUGUCCGCCUCCCUCGGAACAUGUUGGCGGCCGCAGCGGAACCGAUUCGGGUGGUCCACACGAAGGAAACGAAACGACAGCGUCGUCAGAGGCACAGCUCGCUGCCGGGCGAAGGGGCGGGGCGGAGGGGAUGAGGUUUUUCCAGUGGCCGGUCGUCCUCGCCCGCGAGCUGACCAAGCUCCACGAGGACAUCUUCCGCGGCACGCUCGCCGAGGCUGUGGCUCGGUACGGGGGAGGGGAUGGGGUACCAGCUCGAGAAGGAGAAGGGCGAGAUGGUGUCCCCAGCGAUGGGGCUAGCGGAAUGGGCAGUGGCGGUGGUGGUGGUGAUGGGGUAGUCAGGGACCCGAGGGGGGAGUUUACGGUGGUUCUCGGGCCUCGUGCGGCGGCGGUGGGCGCGGGGGAAGAGGGGCAGGCGAGGGCGCUGGAGGCGCUGGAGGCCAGGCUUACGGAGCUGACGGCGGGAGGAAUGAGCACGUCUUCCGCAGUGAAGAUGGUCUCCAAGGACCUCAACCUCAAGAAGUCGGACGUUUAUCGGGUGGCGUUAAGUCUGCGGCCUUCUUCCGUCAAGGAGGACGACGGCUUAGACUGAUCUUUUUUUUUUUCUUUUGCCGAGUAGAGAGAAACGUGUAACUGGUGGUGACGUUGGAUUCCGUUCAUCCUGGAAAACGCGGCGUCUAGAAAGCGUAACGAGCUUUCAUCCAUUCGUCUGACGAUUCGUUUUUCCAUGUGUAGCGAAGGCGCGUCUUCAAUCAAACCCAAGAACGGCAUUUUGUAAGCGCAAACAUGCGGGAGCUGUUUCGACGGAUGACCACACUGUGGUGUCGGCCCUUAGGGUAAAGGGCCCCUGACGCUGCCUGUUUCUUGUGUCGAACGUCACCGAGACAAAGUUGGCAUCUUGGAACACGUCGCGGAAGGAGAGAAAUCGCACCACAAUUUUUGCC
Messenger RNA from Ectocarpus siliculosus, 2103 nucleotides. The record is from the annotation of a GenBank genome assembly. NCBI's taxonomy places the organism in Eukaryota, Phaeophyceae, Ectocarpales, Ectocarpaceae.